Molecule: messenger RNA, 941 nt
Organism: Hyalella azteca
Lineage: Eukaryota; Metazoa; Arthropoda; Malacostraca; Amphipoda; Hyalellidae
Product: keratin-associated protein 16-1
Exons: 4
Coding region: 49-870 (273 amino acids)
Cellular component (GO): extracellular region
Molecular function (GO): chitin binding
Source: RefSeq, a predicted model, not a curated record
CCAGUCCGUUGUGAGGAGAUACAAUUUUAGAAUUUAACCAUUAGCGCGAUGUUCCGGAAAAUCGUGGAACCAAUGUUCGUAAUCUCUCUCCUUAUGGUGUCCCUAGUGACCUCGGAAUACCUACCGCCCAUCGAAGAGAGAGAUCUGCCCACAGUGGGAAGUUUCUGCUCCACACACGGGAUUGCCAUUCAAGGGGAUUUCUGUGCGUCGUGCAAGCAACCAGUCUACUGCGACCCUACGGCAACCCCCACUGUUACUGUUCCCUGGGAUGAAUGCGACGACGAUUACGUAUGCGAAGAGUUUUCUCCUGGGCUAGCGACGUGCGUGCCAAGUAGUACUGCCACCACAUGCGCAUGUACAAGUAACAUGUGCGACCCGUACUCACCAUCCUAUGCUGCCGCAUGCAACGCAGGAGCUCUAGACAACAUAGUCGACUGCGCCACGGAGGCAGGGACACAAACUUGCGCCUACGGUCUGUGCAUCGAUUGUACGAAGGCUUCGGGGGAAUGGUACAUUGUAACUCCAGACUGCAACGCUGGUUACCUAUGCGUUUCAGGUUCCUUGGCGGCUACUCAACAAUGUAAAGAGAAUGAAUACUUGACCUCUGAGGGAAAGUGUGAAUCUGCUCCUCCACCGCCUUGCCUUGAUUCCUGCUCCCGCAACUGUCCAGAUCCCACGAACUGUAAGCAAUAUUACUACUGCGAUGGCGAUGGAGGGGUUCUCAGCGGCCCUUUUACUUGUGAUCCCGAUGAAUAUUUCGACACCGCAACCAAGCAGUGCGCAAAGGGAGACUCAAGCGUUUGCGAUCCUCUGACCCAAUGUGCUUUUGCUCAACCGUUAAAUGAUACUCUUUCGCCGCGCUUUUAUUGACCGCCAAACAGUCAGCGCUGCCGACAUAACUGAAGGUGAGACUACUUCUUUAUGUGAAUGUGAAACCACUU